CCCCCUUUCUCCUCCUCCUCCCUCCGCGCUGCUGCGGCUGCCGCUUCCAUCCUGGUAUUUCGGAGCCUCCAUCCUGGUUUCUCAAGUGCCCGGACCCAAAACAGGAAAUUUGAGUAUGAGCACAGUUGAAGAAGAGUCUGACACAGUGACAGUAGAAACCGUGAAUUCUGUGACUUUGACCCAAGAUACUGAAGGGAACCUUAUUCUUCACUGCCCUCAAGAUGAGGCAGAUGAAAUAGAUUCUGAAGACAGCAUCGAACCUCCUCACAAAAGGCUUUGCUUAUCAUCUGAAGAUGACCAGAGUAUGGAUGAUACAACCCCUUGCAUUUCUGUUGUUGCGGUUCCAAUUUCAGAAAGUGACCAGAGCUUUGAGGUGACUAUGACUGCUACCACUGAAGUAGCUGACAAUGAGGAUAAUGAAGGAACUGUAACUCAGAUCCAGAUUCUUCAGAACGAACAACUGGAUGAAAUUUCUUCUCUAAGCAAUGAAGAAGUAUCAGCAGUUAGCCAGGCUUGGUUUACAACCAAAGAAGAUAAGGAUUCUUUAACAAACAAAGGUCAUAAAUGGAAACAAGGAAUGUGGUCGAAAGAAGAAAUUGACAUUUUGAUGAGCAACAUUGAACGUUAUUUAAAGGCACGUGGAAUCAAAGAUGCCACUGAAAUCAUCUUUGAGAUGUCAAAAGAUGAAAGAAAAGAUUUCUACAGGACCAUUGCAUGGGGUCUGAACCGGCCUCUCUUUGCUGUUUAUAGACGGGUGCUGCGCAUGUAUGAUGAUCGAAAUCACGUUGGCAAGUACACUCCUGAUGAAAUUGAAAAACUCAAGGAGUUAAGGAUAAAGCAUGGCAAUGACUGGGCAACGAUAGGAGCAGCUCUUGGAAGAAGUGCUUCUUCAGUAAAAGACCGAUGCAGGCUGAUGAAGGACACCUGCAAUACAGGCAAAUGGACAGAAGAAGAAGAAAAGAGGCUUGCCGAAGUGGUACAUGAAUUAACUAGUACGGAACCUGGUGACAUUGUCACACAAGGCGUAUCCUGGGCUGCUGUGGCAGAACGAGUUGGGACACGGUCUGAAAAGCAGUGCCGCUCUAAAUGGCUCAACUAUCUAAACUGGAAACAAAGUGGGGGCACUGAAUGGACUAAGGAGGAUGAAAUAAACCUGAUCCUUAGAAUAGCAGAGCUAGAAGUGUUUGAUGAAAAUGAUAUCAAUUGGGACCUGCUGGCUGAAGGCUGGAGCAGCGUGCGUUCCCCACAGUGGCUUCGCAGUAAAUGGUGGACAAUCAAGAGGCAGAUUGCAAACCACAAAGAGGUUUCAUUUCCUGUUCUCAUAAAAGGUCUGAAACAGCUUAAUGAAAGCCAAAAAAACACUCCAGGGCACCAGCUUUCAGAAAAUAAAUCCUUGCCAAGCAAUCAUUCUGGUUCUGGAGUUCAGCACCUGCAGAUUCGAGUGGCCCGUCUGGAUGAGAAUUCAAGCCAUUCCCAAGGGUCCAUGGCAGCAUUACAGAUUCCAGUCCAGAUUACCCAUGUCUCUUCUGCUGACUCCCCUGCGGCUUCGGUUGACUCUGAGACAAUAACGCUAAAUAGUGGGACACUACAGACCUUUGAGAUUCUGCCAUCUUUUCAUCUGCAGCCCACUGGAACGCCAGGGACUUACUUACUCCAAACAAGCGCCAACCAGGGCCUGCCUUUGACACUCACUACUAGUCCAACAGUGACCCUCACAGCUGCCGCUGCACCAGCCUCCCCAGACCAGAUUAUCGUUCAUGCCUUAUCCCCGGAGCACUUGCUGAACACAAGCGACAACGUCACAGUACAAUGCCACGCACCAAGUGUCAUAAUUCGCACUGUUGCAGCCGAAGAAAUACCUUCAUCGGUAACCCAGGAGGAACUUACUGUUGAUUCAGACAUUCAGCCAGUUGACCUAGUGGGCACUCCGACGUCUUUGGAAACAGACACUUUUCCAGAUGACAUCCAUCAAUCCAAGUUGGCUGUUGAAGAGCAGGCCACGUAUGGCGAAGACAGUGCCUCUAAAUUUGGUGACAGAAAUAGAACUGAACUCAUAGACAGAGUCAUGGUGAGCACAGGAGAAGAGAUUUUGGGUGCAAGCCUCAAACGGGAAGAGGAUUGUCCGUCUGAUUUGGCUGGACCAUACGUUUCUGAGGGCCUCAGUUCUCCCACAACAGAAGAACAAGUGGAACAGUCUACCAUGGAUGAUACUGUCCUUAUUGUACCUUCUCCCCGUGGCUUUAUCCAGACGUCAGAUGAUAUAGACAGCGAAUCAGUCUUGCCUUUAACAACACUAACAGAUCCUAUCUUACAGCACCAUGGAGAGAAUUCCCAUAUUAUUGGCUCUUCUCUGGAUAGUCCUGGUUCUGAAGACUCCAAGGAUGUUGAAGAUUUAGUUAGCUGCCACUAAACACAAGCCAUCGUUUUCUAGUGUGACAGUGAUGUCGGGUUAAAGAGCUGCCUGUAACUCCUAGACCACCUCUCCAAAGAAAAAACCUUCAGUCCACUCUCCCUGGCCAGAAAAGUGUGCUGAUCUCAAGCUUGAAACACGUUACAGGCACAACUUAUCUAAGCCAAGGUUUUUGUCUUUCAGCAGGGUGUUCCCUAUCCCUUCUUAGCCUGCUUUGAAAAGCAAACAAAUUGGGCAAUGAGGGAAUUUUGUGCUGUGGACCAACAUAGACAGUCUGCAAAGUGGCUUUGUGCACUAACCUUCAUGUUUCAGGACAAAGUAAUAGUCCGGCAAUAACUAUGAAAACCAAUGAAUGGCAAUAGAAAAGCUAUUUUUUUUUCCAGAACUGUUACUUGAGUGUGUGCAGUAUUACAUACUGCUCAGUUCACAUUUGCAAUCUAAAUAAUCUGUUGCUGGCAAUGGAUAGUAGAUAAAGAAUUACAGUACUAUAGUUUAAAGACUUCUAUUCCUUAUGCGAGUCCAGCAAACAUAGGAAGAGAAGCUCAAAACUGUGAAAGGCUCACUCCAGGUAAACUUUUGAGAAAGAGAAGUUUGACAUUUUAAGUCUCUUGACCAUAUUUGUUGAGGCUCUUGACAGAUACAUGAUUGAAUGCAACAAGGCUAUGUAAAAAAAAAAACUAUUUAUUGCUGUAAUUAGCUUCCUGAAGUCAGUUUUGUCUUCAGUCUGUGAGUUUGUUCAUGUGAAAACGAAUUUGUAGUUAACAAAAAUAUUGUUUCAGGAGGGAACAGAAAUGACUGUGUUCAGUUUCAUACAAGUGAGAAACCGAUUUGUCUUCUGUAGCAGUAGGAUGCCUUUUUAUUUAUACUGUAGUACAGACAUUUGCAGUGCUGCAGUUUUUGUACAGUGUAAUAAAAAUGCAUUUUUUCCCAAAAAGGAGAAA
This is a messenger RNA of Anolis sagrei ordinatus, 3351 nucleotides long. RefSeq names its product cyclin D binding myb like transcription factor 1 (gene DMTF1). NCBI's taxonomy places the organism in Eukaryota, Metazoa, Chordata, Lepidosauria, Squamata, Anolidae. Gene Ontology annotation, molecular function: DNA-binding transcription factor activity, RNA polymerase II-specific; RNA polymerase II cis-regulatory region sequence-specific DNA binding. The record is from RefSeq and is a predicted model, not a curated record. Gene Ontology annotation, biological process: regulation of transcription by RNA polymerase II. Gene Ontology annotation, cellular component: nucleus.